Molecule: messenger RNA, 864 nt
Organism: Salvia miltiorrhiza (redroot sage)
Lineage: Eukaryota; Viridiplantae; Streptophyta; Magnoliopsida; Lamiales; Lamiaceae
Product: 40S ribosomal protein S15a-5-like
Exons: 3
Coding region: 133-522 (129 amino acids)
Biological process (GO): translation
Cellular component (GO): ribosome; cytosolic small ribosomal subunit
Molecular function (GO): structural constituent of ribosome
Source: RefSeq, a predicted model, not a curated record
AGAUAGAUAUAUAGAUAGAUAUGUUUAUUUUCUUAAAUAUUUUUGUUUCUCCCAAAAUUUCUUCGCUCAGUCGCUGAAGGGUUUUAGGCUUUUUUAGUUGUAAGAAGCAGAACUGAAGAAAAAAAGUGCAAAAUGGGAAGAAGAAUUCUGAAUGAUGCGUUGCGAACCAUUGUCAAUGCUGAAAAGAGGGGGUUUGCUUCCACUGAGCUUAAGCCCAUCUCUAAUGUCGUCGCCUCUUUCCUCCAAAUCAUGAAAUAUAGAGGGUACAUUAAGGAUUUUCAAGUUCAUGAUCCACAUAGGGUGGGGAGGAUAACUGUGCAGUUGCAGGGGAGGGUGAACGAUUGUCGGGCUCUUACUUAUAGACAAGACAUUAAGGCUCAGUACAUGGAGAAUUACAAAACUCGCAUGCUUCCAACGCGCCAGUGGGGAUAUGUAGUGGUCACGACACCAAAUGGAGUUUUGGAUCAUGAGGAGGCUAUCCGGCAAAAUGUUGGUGGCCAAGUGGUCGGAUACUUUUACUGAAGUUCUCAUGUACUGUUAUACUGCGAGGAUGAAGUCAGACGAGCUACUGCCAUUUUCUUCUUUCAAUCUUGUAUACUUCUCGUCUAGAGCUAAGAAAGUGUAGGAAGAACUUAAAAACUGUGUGAAGCUUCCAUUGUAAUAACUUAGGGAUGAUUUCUUGACACAACCAGUUGCUUGGCAUAUUCUCAAUUUUGUGUAUCUUUAACAAUGUCUUGUUGCUGCUAGUUCCGUGUUUCCCAGCUGCGGAUCUCUGUACGAGAUACUUGAAAAACGAAACUAGAAACCCGUAGAAGUUUCUUCGAUUUGGGAAUGUCUUAAUAUCUUUUGAUUUCUGGUUGCAAA